Messenger RNA from Aspergillus homomorphus CBS 101889, 1716 nucleotides. Its product is annotated as alpha-keto acid decarboxylase family protein. Bases 1 to 1716 code for a protein of 571 amino acids. Gene Ontology annotation, molecular function: magnesium ion binding; thiamine pyrophosphate binding; carboxy-lyase activity. Lineage: Eukaryota; Fungi; Ascomycota; Eurotiomycetes; Eurotiales; Aspergillaceae. The record is from RefSeq and is a predicted model, not a curated record. The transcript has 6 exons.
AUGCCGUCCAGAACCCCUGUGUCGGUGGCGCAGUACCUGUUCGCACGCCUCAAGGAUGUUGGAAUCCGGUCCGUUCAUGGCGUGCCCGGUAUGCGACUACAAUUUGCCUCCCUCGACUACAUAUCCCAGACUGGGCUGCGGUGGAUAGUUAACUGCAACGAGCUCAAUGCUGGCUACGCGGCCGACGGAUAUGCUCGCGUCCACGGCAUCUCAGCGCUGAUGACAGUCGCCGGGGUCGGGGAGCUGUCGGUUUCGAAUGCGAUCGCGGGGGCCUACGCUGAAUACGUGCCAAUUGUUCACAUCGUAGGACAGCCAAGUCUGCGGUUGCAGAAGCAGAGGAAAUUGCUGCAUCACUCGCUCGGGGACGGCGACUUCGAGGCCAUGGCUCGCAUGUCAGAACGGGCGGCGUCCAAGAGCGUCCAGCUACGGUGUGCGGCGCAGGCGCCGGGGAUGAUCGAUGAGGCUAUUACGCACUCCUGGAGAUCCAGCAGACCCGUCUCGAUCAUCCUACCAACAGACAUGGUGCACGAGCCGGUCAUUGCCGCAAACCUGUCCCAUCCGCUGAACAUGGUCCCGACAGCGAAUAACUAUGUGACAGAGAGGCGGGCGGUUGAUGCAAUCCUCACGGCGUUUCGGACAGCCAGGCAGCCGAUUCUGUUAGUCGGAGGGUAUAAUGUGCGCUUCACGAAACGGAGGGAGGUCCAGGAGCUGGCGGAGGCGUUUGGGCUGCCGGUCUUCCUGUCCGCAUCGGGAAGAGGAAUCAUCGACGAAGAACAUCCCAUCUUCCACGGUCUAUACUUGGGCGACUGCUCCGAUCCAAACACCGCCGAAAUGGUUCGGUCGUCUGAUUUGAUCAUCUCCAUCGGCAAUAUACACUCGGAUUUGAGCGUCGCCUCCUUGUCGUGGGAGUUAGAUCCCCUGAGAAUGGUCGAGAUCAGGGAUGGGCUAGUGCAGAUCAAAGGCAAGGACUAUCACGGAUUGAGUAGCCCAGAACUUCUUCAGACUCUCGUCCACCGGGCAAGAGAUUUCACUCAGACGCAAAGGCAAAGUCAACACAUGUCGCAUACAUUAAGCUACAGGGAGGAGAGAGGUCCUCUGAACCAUGACUGGCUGUGGCUCAGUCUGAGCGACUGGCUUCAACCCGUGGACACGGUAAUCGCCGAGACAGGCACAUCGAAUCUUGGGAUCUGGUCCACCCGCCCGCGAGACGUCACCUACAUCAGUCAGUAUCUGUGGGCGAGCGUGGGUUAUUCCCUCGACGCCUGCCAAGGGGCAGCAGCGGCAGUGCAGGACUCAGGGCACCCGAAUCGACGAACCGUCCUGUUCAUCGGAGAUGGAAGCUUCCAGUUCAGUUGCCAGGAAUUGAGCACGAUCGUCAGACACAAUUUGACCCCGAUCAUAUUUGUGAUUUGCAAUAACGGAUACACCGUCGAGCGAUUGAUCCACGGACGGCACGAGUCUUAUAAUGACAUUCAGGUAUGGCAAUACCGGAAACUUCUGGAGGUGUUCGGCGCGGGUCGUGGCUCCUACCAGACAUAUCAGAUUCGCAACAAAAAGGAAUUGUCGGCGCUGCUGCAGGAUUCUUCGUUCAACGAUGACAGUACGCUCCGGUUUGUCGAAUUGCAUAUGGAUCAGAGGGAUGCACCGUCGGAUCUCCAAAUUCUCACGCAACAGUUGGUGGCUUGGGACACGCAACCGCAAAGGCAAGGGGUAUGA